Molecule: messenger RNA, 5207 nt
Organism: Carassius gibelio (silver crucian carp)
Lineage: Eukaryota; Metazoa; Chordata; Actinopteri; Cypriniformes; Cyprinidae
Product: mothers against decapentaplegic homolog 3
Exons: 9
Coding region: 268-1545 (425 amino acids)
Biological process (GO): regulation of transcription by RNA polymerase II; cell differentiation; anatomical structure morphogenesis
Cellular component (GO): heteromeric SMAD protein complex
Molecular function (GO): RNA polymerase II cis-regulatory region sequence-specific DNA binding; I-SMAD binding; DNA-binding transcription factor activity, RNA polymerase II-specific
Source: RefSeq, a predicted model, not a curated record
AGUGGUGUGUGACGCGCACUAUGCUGGAUGAUCAUGAUCAUGAGAGAGACGGAGCUGUGCUGCUGCUGAGCGCCGAACUUGAGACCGUGUCUCGGUCACGUCUCAAGUGCCUCUCACUUUUGUCAAUUUAACUAUCGACCGCUAAGCAGUUUGUUUUUAUAUACCGCCUUCGGAUUACAUUGAAGAUAAAAAAAAAGUAUCCCGAGUUUCUCUCCGAGUUGCGUGCGACACUGCGCUAUAGAGCAACGUUGAACUGAAUUCAAAAUCAUGUCAAUCUUACCGUUCACUCCGCCGAUCGUGAAGAGGUUGCUGGGCUGGAAGAAGGGAGAGCAGAACGGACAGGAGGAGAAAUGGUGCGAGAAAGCCGUCAAGAGUCUGGUGAAGAAGCUGAAGAAGACGGGACAGCUGGACGAGCUCGAGAAAGCCAUCACAACUCAGAAUAUCAACACCAAGUGUAUCACCAUACCACGAUCACUAGAUGGUCGGUUGCAAGUAUCUCACAGAAAAGGACUUCCUCAUGUGAUCUACUGUCGUCUUUGGCGCUGGCCGGACCUGCAGUCUCAUCAUGAGCUCAGAGCCAUUGAACUCUGUGAGUUUGCCUUCCACACCAAAAAGGACGAGGUCUGUGUCAAUCCCUACCACUACCAGCGGGUCGAGACACCAGUUCUUCCUCCAGUGCUGGUGCCUCGUCACACUGAAAUCCCCAGUGAAUUUCCUCCUCUGGAUGACUACAGUCACUCCAUCCCAGAAAACACAAUUUUCCCCGCUGGCAUCGAACCCCAGAGCAACUACAUACCAGAAACGCCCCCUCCAGGCUACAUCAGUGAGGAUGGAGAGACAAGCGAUCAUCAGAUGAACCGCGGUAUGGACACAGGGUCUCCAAAUCUGUCUCCGAACCCUGUUUCUCCUGCCCACAACAAUUUAGAUCUACAGCCGGUGACAUACUGUGAACCAGCGUUCUGGUGCUCUAUCUCCUACUAUGAGCUGAACCAGAGAGUCGGUGAAACUUUCCAUGCCUCCCAGCCCUCUUUAACUGUAGACGGCUUCACAGACCCGUCCAACUCUGAACGCUUCUGCCUGGGCCUGCUGUCCAACGUUAAUCGCAACGCUGCUGUGGAGCUCACGCGCAGACACAUUGGCCGAGGUGUGCGUUUGUACUACAUCGGAGGUGAAGUGUUUGCUGAGUGUCUAAGUGACAGCGCCAUUUUUGUUCAGAGUCCCAACUGUAACCAACGUUAUGGCUGGCACCCCGCCACUGUUUGCAAGAUCCCACCUGGCUGUAAUCUGAAGAUCUUUAAUAACCAGGAGUUCGCAGCUCUGUUGGCCCAGUCUGUGAAUCAGGGCUUUGAGGCCGUGUACCAGCUCACCCGCAUGUGCACCAUUCGUAUGAGCUUCGUGAAGGGCUGGGGAGCCGAGUACAGGCGGCAGACAGUGACUAGCACCCCCUGCUGGAUAGAACUGCACCUGAACGGUCCUCUUCAGUGGCUGGACAAAGUGCUCACUCAGAUGGGCUCCCCCUCCAUCCGCUGCUCCAGUGUGUCAUAGGAAUCCCUCCCUCCACAAACACAACAUAUACAAACCACAAGAUCUGGGGGAAAACAGUUCCUUCAGGAUUCAAAGGCUGAAGACCUUCAUACCCACCAGACUCUGUAGCACUUUCACACCUGUCUCAUGUUGGAGGAGUGUAUUACAGUAUACAGUUGUGUUCAAAAUUAUUCAACCCCCUAGAGACUGCAGUACUUUACAAAUACAAGCUUUUCUGAAGAUCCAGGAUAUAAUAAAACUUGCAUCUAUAAUAGUUCACUGGCAUAUUAACAGUGAUAUUGUCAAUAUAUAAUGUAAUAUAUUUGAGUUAUAAGGUUUUUUAAUAAUACUGCUAUGUCAUAAUUAUUCAACCCCUAUUCAACAUUGCUGUUUUUAAAUCACUUAUUUGCAUGGUGGGGAAUAAAACAGUCUCAAACACACAAUUAAGCUUUUAGAAACUCUAUUAAAAACAGAAUUAGCUUGAGCUGUUACACAGUUUGGCCCAUGCAUGUGUUGAAGUUGAGUAGCAAAAACAGAAAUCUCAGAAAAGCAAAAUAGAAGAAAUAUUGUAUUACUUUAGAAAGGCUAAGGCUAUAUGCAGAUUUCCAAGACAUUGAAAGUUCCUAGAGACACAGCUCUCAGUCUUAUUUCUGAGCUUAAAGUGUGUUUUACCAGAAAACCUUUGAGGGUGUUGAAGAAAAAGCAAAAUGUUUAAUCAGAACAACUGAGAAAAACCGGCAAUGUACAGCCAAAGACUUGCAAGAUGACCCGAUGAAAGGAGGAAAACCAUUUCAAGGCAGCGUGUAAGAAGAACACUAGACAAGUAUUGCCUUCAUGUUGUGACAUCUUGAUAAAUGCCACUCUUGAUCUAGAAGAACAAAAAGCCAACUUGAACUUGAUAAAAUUCAUUUGUGUGGACCUGUGGAGCUCUGGAGGAAUGUUAUAUGGGGCGAUGUGACCAAACUGGAACUUUUUGGACCCAUGGAUCAGCGGUAUGUCUGCUGCAAAAAAUGGCAAAGCUCAUAAGCAGAAGAACACCAUCUCCAUCCUCAAACUUGGAGGUGGAUCAGUCUUGUUAUGGGGUUUCUUUACUGUAGCAGGAAGUGGAAAUCAUGACUGUAUGAAGGACAUCAUGGAUUCUAUGAAGUAUCAGGCCAUUUUGACAAGAAUUGUGAUGCCUUUGGUGCAAAGACUGAAGCUGAUGAUCAAUGGACUUUGCUGCAGGCCAGUCAUCCCAAAGUACACAUCCAAAUCUACUUUUCCUUGGUUCAGUGAUCAGUUAUAAAAUGUUCUUGAGUGGCCUGUUAAAGAAAGCAGUGGUGGAUGUGGAAACCAAAGAUUAUCAGUGAUCUGAAAGCUUUUUCAGUCGAGGAAUGGGCCAAGACUGUAGUAGAGAGGUGACAUAAGCUUCUAAACACUUACAGACAGCUAUUAUUGGUGAUUUUAAAGAAUAAAAGAUUCUGCACAAAGGGGGUUGAAUAAUUUUGAACAUGAAUGAUUAGAGCCAAUUUGAAUUUCAUCAUGAUUCAUCAAUGUUCCAUUCUCAGAAUCACUCAAAAGUGCCCUCCACAGCAAAUUGUCUUGCAAGUCAAGGGGGUUGAAUAUUUUUGAACACAACUGUAUGUAUAUGUAAAUAUUCGUUUUUGUUAUUUUUAGCCAUUUUUAUUGCCAUUAUUGAUAUAAAAUAUUGCCAUUUAUAUGUUGUUAUACAGCAUGUAUAUGUAAGAUCUCUCCUGUCUUGUCUUUUAUGAUGCCGUGUAUGGUACACGUUUACUGUAACGGGUAUAUAAGAGGCUUGAUCAUUUUAUAGAGACAUUUGGUUUUUUUUGUAAAGUGUAAAUAUGAAGUUUUCAAGUAUGUUUUUUUUGUUUGUUGUUGGUUUUAUCAAAAUAAUGAAACUUGGCUCAUGUCAUAAUGUUUUGUCUUCAAACAUUGACACCCAAGUUAAUAUAUAUUUUCUUUUAGAGUUUCCCCAGAAUAUUGAAUUUCCAUGUCCUGUUUUGCCCUGGCCAGUGAAAUGUGCUUACAGCACAUACAUUAGCAAUUCACCUUUUUCAAAUUCACUGCACUGAAUACUAUAUAAGAAACUUAAUUUGUGUUCACAGCAGUUGAUGUAACACUUCUAAAAGUGUUAUCCAUGCUUCACAAUAUCUCUUGUUAAAAUGUUAAGGGAUUUUGUCAUUGCACAGAUUCUAAGAGCCUGCCACUCUUUCUUCGGUAGUUUUUCAUCUCUCACCAGUCUAUGCAUGUGGAUAUCAUGAGAGGAUGUUAUAACUGUGCCAGCCGUCCUCAGUGAGGGUUUUGUAAUAUCUGGUCUAGUGUUGAUUUCAGCUUUGUCUGCAGUGAACCGGCCGUCUCUUCUGUGUGAAUGAAUGUGAAUUACUGGGUUUUAUAGGAUUCGUUGCUCUUCUAACUCCAUGUAUUGUGAUGCGGUUUCAUUGUUAUUCGCUCAGUGUCUUUAUUGAGUGGGUGAAGAGCUCUGCAAGGUCUGCCGAUGUCUCAAUUUUCUGCUUUGGAGAACGAGUUUCUCUUUUGAAAUCUGGGCAUUACAUCAUUUUGUGCACUAAGAAGUUGCCUCUUAAUAUCCUACAGUCGUGCAUACUGUAUGUACACAUACUUGCGGGUCUUCACGUCCUCCAGAAAUGAAACUGAGUGAGUGUGCCUUCGCAUCGACUCUCAUAACCGAGUUUGUAAAUAGUAUACUGGAGACUUCUACACAGGUGUUCAUCUGUAUUCUUGAGUAAGUGGGUUGUCCAGGGUUGGACCACUCAGGGUUGUGAUCUUUCUCAGCUGAACUUGUAAAUAUGUCUUAUAAAAUGAUUAUGCAUGCCUAUUUUCUGAAAUUCAUGCCAUUUGUACUGUAGACUCUAUUUUGCUACCAAAUAUAUUUUCAGAAGUGGGACGGGAAAUGCUCUUACCUCUGUGUUUGUAACCUUUUGAAAGGUGGGACUGUACUGCUGGCAGGUUUUUGUAGGGUUAACCCUGUAUUUUUAUACAUCAGAUGCUCGUAGGAUAUGGAGAAGGGCUUGAAGAAGGGAAAUGUCAAAAUAGGCAUUUGCUAAAGCCAGAUGAUGUACUGCUCUUUCGGUUAGCCGCAGGUCCGUGUGAAGUGCUUGCAAUGAGAAGCGGGCUCAUGAGCUUCAAAAUGUGUUGUAAAGGAAUCAUGGAGAAAAGUAGGAUGCAGGUGCAUCGUAUACUUUACAGUCAGUAGAAAAGAUGUGUGACGUCUUUGUGCAUAAAUGUUCAUAAGGGCUACUGGUGAUUUAGAUGCUCUAAGACCUUACUUUAAUAAAGUCAGAGUGUUGACAUGUAUUUAAAAACCUCUUGAUGUCAUCCAGCAAAGACUUGAUUGAAGGUACUGAAAUUAUUCAGGAAAUGAUUUAUUGUCCGUCUAAGCAAGCCUUAAGUCUUUGAGAGGAAGAAAAAAAAAACGGCUCUCAUUUGCUCAACAAAUUGUUGAAUAUGUUUUAAGUAAUGUGCAUUCAUUGUGCUUGUGUUCAACUUUCACAUUCAUUGAUUAUGUGGCUUAGUGGUGAUCGUUGUGCUUGACGUUGUUAGAUUUCUUUAUCAUAUAAGUAUAUCAUCUUUAUUAUUUCAUUCCAUCUCAAGUUUAAGAGAAAAAAGUUAUUGUUUGUUAUUGUUGUACUUUUAAUAAAUAUGUAAAUAAAAAAUGUCUUAUUCAA